This is a messenger RNA of Amborella trichopoda, 1988 nucleotides long. The record is from RefSeq and is a predicted model, not a curated record. Lineage: Eukaryota; Viridiplantae; Streptophyta; Magnoliopsida; Amborellales; Amborellaceae.
AUCAAAGCUUUUCAACUGUGUCUGCAACUUCCAACUUCCUUCAUUUCGUAACCUUGUCGCCCUAAUUUCUCCAAAUAUGCUCUAGUUUCCCCUAAGUCUUCUCUCUCUCUCCAAUUAUUCGCUAUUUUUGCCUUAGUUCUUCUCUCUCAUGGAACAUAGCCCUGUUUUGUGCCCUAACCGAUACUUCACAUGAGACUUUCAAUUUGGCCUCAUUUUGAUCCAUCGCUCUUUUUGUGCAUGUAAAUUUUUGCCCUAAUUUCAUUCUCUCAGUUCUACAACUUAUUUGCAGUAGUUAUUGAAUUUGUUCUGCAGUUUUUUUUUGCAGUAUUUAUUGAAUUUGUGCAUUUCUGAAUUGUGUUUGCUAUAGUUUGGACUAGUCCUUCGUUUUCUGCGUCUUUUGUGCUCUAAUCCUUCCAAGUCUUCAACUUCGCUCUAAUCCUUCCAAGUCUUGAACUUCCAUUGAAGGGUCUAAUCUUUCCAAGUCUUGAACUUCCGUUGAAGUGUUCAAUCUAAGCCUGAUCACUACUUUGAUGCAUUGAGAGAUACAAUGGGAAACUGCUUUUCUAGCAAAAAUAAGAAGCCUCCUCGAAGGCUUGGGAGUAGCCAUGGCCAGGCCAUUGGUUCGAGCUCAAGAUAUGGAGGAAAAGGCAGAUCUAUGAGGAAGGAGAAGGUCGAAGAAGCUCUGAUUCAUGAGCAAGCUCUUGCUGCUCUUCUUCUGCAGCAAAAUGGUGUUGCACCAUUUGAUCGAUCUUCUUCGCUUAGGUAUCCUGGGCCUGGACCUAAGCAAACUCUUCCUCGAAGCUCUAGUUCCAGGGCGAGGUCCAUGACUGAUCCACUUCUUAAACCGCAACAACUAGUUAAUCAGGACUUGAAGAUAGAUGAUCUAGAGACGAAUCACUUUCUUCUUGUUCAUGGCGGUGGGUUUGGUGCUUGGUGUUGGUACAAAACCAUAACCCUCCUAGAAGAAGGUGGAUUCAAGGCCACUGCCAUUGACCUAACCGGUUCUGGAAUAGACUCCUCAGAUGCAAACAGCAUUUCAAGUCUCUCACAAUAUGUUAAGCCUCUUCUUGAUUUUCUUGAAAGGCUUGGAGAUGGUGAGAAGGUCAUUUUGGUUGGGCAUGAUUUUGGAGGUGCUUGUAUAUCAUAUGCUAUGGAGGCUUUUCCACAAAAAGUUGCAAAGGCUGUUUUUGUUGCUGCAGCAAUGUUGACAAGUGGACAGAGUGCACUUGAUUUGUUCUCUCAACAGGCCAUCCCCAACGAUCUUAUGCAGCAAGCUCAGAUAUUUUUGUACGGGAAUGGAAACGAUAGACCUCCUACUGCCAUUGAUCUCGACAAGUCAGGUUUGAGGGACUUGUUAUUUAACCAGAGCCCUGCUAAGGACAUUGCCCUUGCCUCAGUUUCCAUUAGGCCAAUUCCCUUUCCACCAGUCCUUGAGAAACUUGUCUUGACACCAGAAAACUACGGCUCUGUUCGCCGAUUUUUCGUGGAAACACAAGAAGACCAUGCCAUACCCCUCGACCUUCAACAAAGCCUCAUAAAAGCGAACCCUCCUCAUAAGGUUUUCAGGCUCAAGGGAAGCGACCAUUCCCCCUUCUUCUCAAAACCCCAAGCUCUACACAGGCUUCUCGUUGAGAUUUCAAAGAUUCAGUAAUCGAAUUCUGGUGUUGACUGCCCCGGAAUCCGUAGUUUGUUUUGCUGACCCUCUGACCUUGAAAGAGAAAGUGCAGAAUGAUCCAUGUGAAUAGAAAAGUUAUGGUCAUAAAUGGCAGCGAUAGAGAGAGGCGCCCAUAUCACUUGGGUAAUGUCCCGCUUUGUGGUUCCGUUAUCUACAUCACCGUCCACCUAUUGAUUGGAUGGUGAUAACACUUGUGAAUACAGUUUUUGUAUUAUCAUGUGGAUCAAUGUGCUUUCCACCAUUAGAAACCCGAAUUGAAAUUUAAUUAGUUGCCCUGAAAGCCCUGGUCUUUCGGCAACCCACUUGUCACAAA